This is a messenger RNA of Sesamum indicum (sesame), 1804 nucleotides long. NCBI's taxonomy places the organism in Eukaryota, Viridiplantae, Streptophyta, Magnoliopsida, Lamiales, Pedaliaceae. The record is from RefSeq and is a predicted model, not a curated record.
AAACCUCCCUUAAGCCGCCCCUUUCGCUUCCCUCUCCUCAUACCUGCCUUCGCCUCCUAAUGGCUUCCAAACCACAACCACCUGCGGCCGCGGCCGUUGCCGUCGAUUCUAGGGUCAGCUCAUCAACCGUAGAGUCGGCCGUGAACGCGCUGUUAAAAUACAAAGCAGCCCAUUCAGCCACGGAAAAGCUACAGCUGCUUCCCCAAGAUGACUACAUCUACCUCAACCUCACCCUGAAGAAAAUCCCUAACGCUCGCACGAACCCGUUUAGGAUCCCUCUUCCGCACCCUAUUUUGGACCUCAGCUCUCAGAUUUGCUUAAUCAUAGACGACAGGCCGCAAACGACUACCCCUCCUUCGGAGGAAAUCAAGAAACUCAUCAAAUCCCAGAACAUACCCAUUUCGAAAGUGAUCAAGAUUUCCAAGCUUAAGACGAAUUACAAGCCCUUUGAGGCAAAGCGGAAGCUUUGUGAUAGUUAUGACUUGUUCUUGGUCGACAAAAGGGUGGUCCAUUUGUUGCCUAAGUUGAUAGGGAAGCAGUUUUUCAAGAAAAAGAAGCUGCCUUUGGGGGUGGACUUGCGUAAGAGUAAUUUGAAGUUGCAAGUAGAGAGGGCUUUAGGGAGUGCUUUGCUGUAUUUGAGGACUGGGACAUGUUGUGUGAUGAAGGUCGGUAAGGUGGCGAUGGAGAAAGAUGAAGUGGUGGAGAAUGUGAUUGAUGCCAUUAAGGGAGCAGUUGAGAGGGUGCCGAAGAAGUGGGAUGGUGUGAGGAGUUUGCAUUUGAAGUUCUAUGACUCGGUAGCAUUGCCUAUUUACCAGGCAAUGCCGGACGUGAAGUUGAAAAUUGAGGGGUUGAAGGAGAUAGAAAAGAGAGCUGAGGUAGCUAAAAUUAGUGACAGUGAGGGAGAAGUUAAGGAAACAAGUGGAAGGAAGGAUGGUAAAAGUGGGAAGAAGAAGAAGGGGAGGAUUCAUGAGGUUCGCUACAUGGAUGUUGGAGAGGAUAUGGAGAGCGGUGAUGAUGUUGAUGAGAUUGAGCAAGUAAGGAGUGUGGAUAAUGAUGACGAUUUGGGACAGAAGAUGAGAGGAAAUUUGAUGGUGGAAAGUGAUGAUGAUGAGGAAGAUAAGGAUGAGAGUGAGAGGAUUGGUGUUGAGGAUAUAAGUACUAAUGAAACUGUGGGGAAGAAAAGGAACAAGGGUAGAGCUGCGAAGAAAGAGGUUUUAGGAACACUGAAUGGGGAGAAGCGGGUGAAGAAGAAGCCAAAAUCUGAGAAGAGUGGGGAUGAAAAAGUAAAGAAAGAUGAUGUGUCAGGGGGAGAGGUAUCUGGUGGAAAGAAAGGGAAGAAAAAGAGUGAGCUUAGGCAAAGGCGGAGCGAAAGGAUUGCGAAGGUGAAGGAUGCAAACCCCAAGAAGAAAGUGUCGGCAAAAUGAUCAAAAUAAGCAGCAUAUUUUUGACUGGCUACUUAUGUAGUGUGCUGAGUUACUGAGGAAUGGGUUGCUGAGGAUUCUCUUCCAACAAGUGUGCUCUUGAUCAUUGAAUACCCACAAAAUUUUGGUUACAAUAGAAGUACCAGUAUUUCGAUUGUUUAGAUAAGUUUAUUACUUUAUCAUUAAGGCUAUGUUGUUGAAUCAUCUUCUGUUUUCCGUGUUAGUGCCUGAUGGAGUCAUUUAUAGAACUUUGACUUCACUUUAUAAAGUCGAAUUGCAAUCAUGAAAAUGAAUUUCUGGAUUUGGAUGCAGAUUAUUAUUCCUCUCAUUGUCUGUUAGUAAUGUUACUCAUAUUUACAAUUUAAUAUACGGGCUUUCCUCCA